CCUCUCUCUUCCAGUUCCAUUUAGCAAACCGUGGACGCAUUUGACCCGACGGCGGAGAUAUUUUGUGUAGAUGUAGUUAUGCAAUAUUACAGGUGACUUUAUUGGCUGUCUUCACUGAGGGGUUAAAUAGGAUCCGCCCUCGCGAGGGCCUGUUUUCCUCAGUGUCCCCCACACACGCACAGAUACACACACUCUCACACUCACUUACCUGCACCAACGAGAAAGUCCAGUUUGUGUUUGCGCUGCAGCAGCAAAAACAGCAGCAACAGCAGCAGAGUGAGUCCCACAGGCAGCAGCAUGGACCUGGACAGUAAACGGCUGGUGGUGGUGGUUCCAAAUGAAGUGUCGGCACCCCCGGGCAGGGUGUUCUGCAGCGAGGAUGAGGCGUGGCGGAGUUACCUGGAGAACCCACUGACUGCUGCCACUAAUGCCAUGAUGAGCAUCAAUGGAGAUGAGGACAGUGCUGCAGCUCUGGGACUGCUGUACGACUACUACAAGGUUCCCAGAGAGAGGAGAGGACAGGCCACCAGUGGAGUUAAACCCACAGACCCCUCUGUCCUCAGCUCCAAUAACUGUGGGAGCUUGGAAAUACUAGACCACCAUCUUCAGGUUCUCAGAUGCUUGCCUGUCAACCUCUCCCUAAACAACAGCUCCACUGCAGAACACCAGGGCUCCAAGUAUGGAGCUACUGGUCUUACAGGGGGCACCAGGAGAGGAGAUGGUAAAACUGAAGGCGAGGUGGCUCUUUCUCUGGUCAAGACGGAGGCCCAGGCGUCCAUGGGAGCGUCCUCCUGUGGAGGGUCUUAUCAAGGAGACACCAGAGACCAGAUAAGGAUGGUUUAUGAUCAAAGCUGUUAUGAUUUGUCCCUGUCCGGGUAUUUAAAAGAUGAACAGAGAAGCACACCAGACAGCACAUACGAAGAUCCGGAGGAAGGAGACAUUUAUCACAGGAGUCCUUCCUCAGGAGCUGAGGAAUUCCACCACAGCACAUCAGUCAGUGACAGUAUCCAGUACAGUCUGGAGGCCAGCAUGUCGCUGCGGCCGGGAGAAGGACCCAUGGCGUAUCUGAACCGCGGCCAGUUCUACGCUAUGACGCUGUCUCAGACCAACUCCAGCUCAUCCCUACAUCAGCCCAGAGGCAAAGUGCGGGUGAGUGGACUGAUGCCAUCACAGGGGCCUGGUGGGAGCCCAUCCAGUAAUGAGCAAUGCACCUUGGGAGUCUCUGAGCUGCAGCGUGACAGUAUUGUACAGAGUGUUAUCAUGGUUGUUUUCGGGGAGGACAAGUGCAGAGACGAGCAGUUGAAGAAUUGGAAAUACUGGCACUCGCGUCAGCACACCGCAAAACAGAGAGUGCUUGAUAUUGCCGACUACAAGGAGAGCUUCAGCACCAUCGGGAAUGUGGAGGAAAUUGCUUACAAUGCUGUGUCUUUCACGUGGGACAUCAGUGAAGAAGCCAAGGUCUUCAUCUCAGUGAACUGUCUGAGCACAGACUUCUCCUCGCAGAAGGGCGUGAAGGGCAUGCCUCUGAUAAUCCAGAUCGACACCUACAGCUAUAACAGCGGCAGCAGAAGACCCAUCCACAGAGCCUUCUCUCAGAUCAAGGUUUUCUGCGACAAGGGUGCCGAGCGUAAGCUUCGUGAUGAGGAGAAGAAGCAUCUCAGGAGGAGAGUAAAAGGGAAAAAUGGCAGCUCGGGGCCAGGCUCUCCUCUUAAGAGGACUGACGGCACGCUGUUCAAAACCAUGACAGACCUGGACGCCCAGCCUGUCCUCUUCAUUCCUGAUGUCCACUUUGGAAACCUGCAGAGAGCAGGACAGGUGUUUGCUUUAAACACAGAGGAGGUUGACAGAAAUGGGAGUGUUACGGUGAAGAGGUUGUCAUGUGUCGCUGAGGAAGAUUUAUGUCCACCUCAGUCCAAGAAGUCCAAGUUAGACUAUGAGAGAAAAGUUCUUCUGUAUGUGAGGAAGGAGUGUGAUGAAGUGUUUGAUGCCUUGAUGCUGCAGAGCCCGACCCUCAAAGCACUGAUGGAAGCAAUCUCAGAGAAAUAUGCACUGCCUGUCGAUAAGAUGGCCAAAGUUUACCAGAAAAGCAAAAAAGGGGUUCUGGUGAACAUGGAUGACAACAUUGUCCAGCACUAUUCCAACGAGGACACCUUCACACUGUCCAUCGAGAGCUCGGCCGACUCCUUACGUGUGACUCUGUCGGAGCUCUGACGUCAUCGGCUGCAGCCGUGUGUAAAAUAAUUGUGAAUAUUAGCAGUAUUUGACGACACCAACUGCUGGAGGACGCGUGGACCACACGAUCUCAGGCACCAAGAAGACGGGCUGAAUGUUGAAAAUGUAUGGAUUUUUUGUGUGUGUGUUGUCUUUCUUGGAUGACGAUUACUUUGUGAGUCUUUUUUUGGCUCAUAGUAUUCACUUCCUGACACAAGGUCACUUCAUAGCAGCCUGCUGUGGUUUUACUGGAGGAAGAUGGAAUAUGACUCACUCAGAGCAGAGACGUCCGUCUAGUUCCUGCUUUAUUCGUGUCGUUUCAUCUUUCAGGAGCUUUUGAUCAGAGCCGCUCUCUGUCACUCAGCAGUUCAGGGUACAGACACAUGUGUACAGUUACUUUUAAACUGGUGUUAAAACAGGUUAAUCGUCUUUAAUUACACGUGGAGUCAUGAUGGGUAAAUGGUUGCAGGAUACUGCCAAGCUGUUGUGCUUCCACAGUGCCUUAUCUCUGUUCCCGUUCACUGACAGCUGUCUUCACGCUUCAUGCAAAACAAUGUACAAUUGGUUUUUUUUGUUUUUGUUUUUUAAAUGAGCCAAUAAAUAUAGUUUUAUGUCAAACCUA
This is a messenger RNA of Solea senegalensis (Senegalese sole), 2833 nucleotides long. Its product is annotated as grainyhead-like protein 2 homolog. Gene Ontology annotation, cellular component: nucleus. Gene Ontology annotation, biological process: brain development; neural tube development; regulation of transcription by RNA polymerase II. Lineage: Eukaryota; Metazoa; Chordata; Actinopteri; Pleuronectiformes; Soleidae. Bases 298 to 2211 code for a protein of 637 amino acids. Gene Ontology annotation, molecular function: DNA-binding transcription activator activity, RNA polymerase II-specific; RNA polymerase II cis-regulatory region sequence-specific DNA binding. The transcript has 15 exons. The record is from RefSeq and is a predicted model, not a curated record.